UAUGAACUCUCUUUUGAACAAUGAUCUUGAACAAUUAUCAAUAAAAGGAAAUCCAAUGUAAGUUUAAUAAGCCGUCAAUCCCUGGUAUCCAGUUGGACUAUGGAGAGAUCAUGGCUCCCUUAUAAAAAGGUAUGGCUUCAAGAAGAAUUGUAUGGGAGUGAUCUUAGGCGUUCUUUAUCCUGGUAUAUUAGUCAAAUUAGUCAAGCAGAGGUGUCGCCUACUUCGAAAUACUCACUGGGUCCGACGGUCUGACACUGCGCCCAGAGCUGCGCCAUGGCGCAGUGAAACAGUUGGAUUUGGUUUGAUUACAUUCAGCGAGCUGUGAGUUAGGUUAUACCGUACGUCGUGUUAUUUAUUUGAGUAUUAUAUUAGUGCAUUACAUUUAAUACGAAAAUAAAAAUGCCGAAAGUUGUUUCAAGAAGUAUAAUAUGUUCUGAUACAAAGGAUCAGGAAGAAUAUAGCGAAGAGAAACCGUUACACAUUUAUUAUUGUUUGUGCGGGCAAAUGACAUUAAUUUUAGAUUGUGCUAUCGAAAAGUUGCCGUUGCGCAAAAGGGACGGUGCAAGAGUAAUUGAUGGGAGUAAACAUGCACAUAAAAUGACUUCCGAACAAGAUGAGACUGUAUAUUUGAAACGACAGGAGGGUAUUGAAAAACAGUAUCGGCAAAAGUGUAAAAAGUGCGGUCUCUUGUUGUAUUAUAAGCAUGAUCCUGUAGCUAAUAUAGUGUUCAUAGUGAAGGGAUCUGUGAUUAAAAGUUCUGGUGAGGGUCCAAUGACAGACAUUUAUAAUCAAGUGGCUGUUGAAAAACCAAAGAAAAUCAUGGUUACAAAGCAUACAAAGAAUAUGGGCAAAUUCAGUUCUGUGACAGUAUCGACUAUAGAUGAAGAGGAAGAUGAAAUUGAAGCGAGAGAAGUUGCUGACUCGUAUGCAAACAAUGCUCGUAUAAUAGAGAAACAAUUAGAAAGGAAAGGCAUGAAUAAACGAAAGGCAAUGCCACCACCUGAAGUCGAACAAAAGAGAGCAAGACCAAGAGGCACUUUGUUAGAUGUCUAAUACGUCAAAGAGGUAGCUGAAUCGAAAUAAAAAAUCUCAAGAUUCAUUACCUUUGGCUAAUGGCGACAUUGUCAAGUAAUGGACACAAGCAGAACCAGCACUUUGUCCACAGAUAGUUACGUUUCGCGAAUCGCCCCCAAAUACUUCUAUAUUUUCCUGGACCCAUUUCAACGCAGCAACUUGAUCUUUUAAACCUUGAUUACCUGCAGCAUCCUUGUCGUCCACGUUCAGGAAGCCUAGCAGCAUUAGCAACUUGACAUUAAAUGUUAAUUAUCUUUUUCAAACGCCAUUCUUGCCAAAUAACCGCUGCAGAAUAACAAUGCAUAGUGUAAUCCUUACCAAAUAUAUGAAGUCUAUAGUUAAUGGAUACGACAACUACAUCAUGUUUAAGUAGAUAGUCCGGACCGUAGAAGUCAUUACUUCCACAGCCUGUCCAGAAACCGCCUCCAUGUAUCCAUACUAUAACAGCCCGUUUACCAGACAGUGAAUUAGUAGAAACAUUCAAAUAGAGACAAUCUUCACUCCCAGUUAUUUCAUUAGUAGAACUCAGUAUAUUUAAUUGUAUUGCUGCAGAACCUUCUUUCUGAGCAUCCCUGAUGCCUGACCAUGCUUUUGGAGGUUGGGGUUCCUGUCAAAUAAUUAAAUAAUUCACACGUCCUAAUCCUCUAUUAAAUCUGAGCAUCGUUCCGUUUGAUUCACAUAAAGUUACCUUGAACCUAAGUUGGCCAACUGGUGGCUCAGCAUAGGGAAUACCAUUGAAAGCCAAGUACUUUCCACCUUCUACAUUUUGUACAACGGUACCUUUCAAAAUCCCAUAUUUCGUUUUUACAAUCGGUGCACUCAUAUUAGGUCUGAAACAUAAACCUGACUAUCCACAAACCCAACUACGUAGCCAACUUUCCUAAUGUCCCGCGAUAUAUGUACUUGUCGCGAAUUAUCUUUUUAUAUGCAACUUUGUCACUGAUAAAUAUGUUGCUGCAUUAUAUUUGAAUAACGACUUUUGUAUUCCACAGAAACUGUAUUGAUAAGAAUUAUACUUACGAGGCAAUUUUAGUGGCAAUGGCAUACAUAAAUAUUGUUUGACUAUUUA
Messenger RNA from Cephus cinctus (wheat stem sawfly), 2143 nucleotides. RefSeq names its product UPF0428 protein CXorf56 homolog. Bases 400 to 1053 code for a protein of 217 amino acids. The transcript is spliced from 7 exons. The record is from RefSeq and is a predicted model, not a curated record. Lineage: Eukaryota; Metazoa; Arthropoda; Insecta; Hymenoptera; Cephidae.